Paraglomus occultum is the source of this 887-nucleotide messenger RNA. The record is from the annotation of a GenBank genome assembly. NCBI's taxonomy places the organism in Eukaryota, Fungi, Glomeromycota, Glomeromycetes, Paraglomerales, Paraglomeraceae.
ACUGUGCAUGGGAUAUUUUGCAAGCUGUACUGUUGGAGUAUAAUGGAGAAACGCCUAAUGAAUACUUGGAUAGAUUGACAAAAAAUGCAAUUAGUGGAGAUGAACCAGAUCCUCAAAAAGUAGUUGUUUCAUGGUGUUAUGGACAUUGCAUCAGGGCUGUUCAAGGACAUGUGAGAUCAGGAAACUUUCAUUGUCAACGAAAUAUUGAUAAAAAAAAUAUUCUAAAUGCAGCAAUGAAAAUAUGGUGCUGUGUGCAAGCCAGGACUACGUUUCCAGAGACAGAUAAGGAAACAAAAUGUUGGAAUUGGCUAUUAAAUCAACAAUACCUCAAUCUGGUCAACUAUAUCAUUGAUCUCAACACAAUGGAAUCCCUUCUAACAAAAAAGCUCAAAAUAAACAUUGAUGACAUACCAACAAAUGAGCUUCAGAUAGACAUGGACAAUAUUGAUGAUAGUUCAGAUCGGGCCUCUGGUAAUAGUAAUGAGAUAUCAAACAGAGAAUGGUAUUAUACAAUAAAUGAAGAUAUUCUUCUUCGAAUUGUGGAAAUAUCAACAGACAUUACUGACAGUGAUAAAAAUAAUUCAGUCAAUAAAAAUGAUCUAAAUGUGAUGGCUCUUCCAAACCCUGCAAAUGAGAAUGAAUCAUGGGUGAAAAAUGUUGUCAAGUUUUCUGCAACCCAAGAACAGCAACUCCAUGAUCUGUCUGAAAACAAGAUCAAUAUCCAGCAGGGUAGUAUUUUGAGCAUGCUCCAAAAGAAAUAUAUACCUAAAGAUGAACUAACCUUGGACAUUAUCAGAAUGUGGGUAUGCAACAUUAAUGAUGAUAUGGUUUUUCAGCAGGAGGGUCUGGUUAGUGAGGAGAAUCAACUAGAGGUGUUAGAAGAGUAG